AUGAUCAAUCAAGAUAAUCCACCAAAUGUGAAAUUGAGAUUGCUUGGUAAAAGAGGUAGGGAUGGAAGGACUUAUAACCUACCUUUUGUUUCUGAGGUAGCCAUCCUUGUGGUUGGCGAUUUUGACCACGCAUUGGGUGAUAGAGACAUUAUUGUUGAAAAACAGUCAGGAAAGCUUCAAAGGAUUAGUGAACUUCAUCCUUCUUAUCUUGCAUUGCAAUAUCCAUUGUUGUUCUCAUAUGGGGAGGAUGGUUAUACAGAAUUCAUAGGCUUUUCUGAUUCUUCUACAUCCACGUCGAGCAGUAGAAAGAGAGUUAUCCCUAAAGAAUGGAUUGGAUAUCCAAAUCUUUUUAUAACAUUUACCUGCAAUCCUAAGUGGCCUGAGAUUCAGAGGUUUGUUAGGUCUAGGGGUCUAAAAUCAGAUGAUCGUCCUGAUAUCGUUAGUAGGAUGUUUAAAGUGAAGUUGGAUGUUAUUUACACCAUUGAGUUUCACAAACGUGGAUUGCCUCAUGCACAUAUUUUGCUUUUUUUAAGCAAUGAGGAUAAGCAACCAUAUCAACGACGCAUUGAUGAAAUUAUAUCUUCUGAAAUUCCUGAUCCAUUGAUUGAUCCUUAUUAUUAUGAGUGCGUUAAGGAACUUAUGAUGCAUGGUCCGUGUGGUGUGUAUUUGAUGAUGAAGGAUUUGUUGCAGAGCGUUGGGCACCAGAAGAAGGUGCUAGUACGAGUCACGGUAUUGCCACCGCCCCCACUGCAGAGCGUUGGGCACCAUAAAUUUGUGUUGAAGGAUGGUGUUUCUUUGGAUAACAGAUAUGUUGUGCCUCACAAUCGUUUUCUCCUUGUGAAAUAUGGUGGUCAUAUUAAUGUCGAGUGGUGCAAUCAGUCUCGUUCAAUCAAGUAUUUGUUCAAAUAUGUACAUAAGGGUUAUGAUAGGGUGACGACAUCUUUUUUCCAAUCUGGUGUUGAUGGUGCUGAAAAGAAUUUGGAUGAAGUUAGUUUGUAUUAUGAUUGUAGAUAUGUAUCUGCAUGUGAAGCUGCUUGGAGAACUUUUGGAUUUGAGAUUCAAUACAAGGAUCCUUCUGUUGAACGAUUUAGUUUUCAUCUACCUAAUAAACAACAUGUCAUUUUUUAUGAAGCCGAUUCUUUGGAUAACGUCUUGAAUCGUAGGACGGUUCAUGAAAGUAAGUUCUUAGGUUGGAUGGAGGCAAAUAAGUUAUAUUUUGAAGGUAGAAAUUUGACAUAUGGUGAAUUUCCAACCAAGUUUGUGUGGAAGAAGGAUCAUUGGCAACCUAGAAAACAACGUUAUUCGGUUGGGAGGUUGUUUUAUGUUGCUCUCGGAUCUGGUGAUAUAGAUUCAUGCUUCGCUUUAAGAUUGUUGGAUGACGAUAAGGAAUAUAUUGAUGGAAUUGUUGAGGCUUCUUUUUGGUCGUCUGCCCAUUCACUGAGAUUGCUAUUUAGAAAAUUAAGGAAUCGACCAGAUUUGGUGCUGAGCGAUGAUGAAAUUCAGAAUAUUGUGUUGACCGAUGUUGAGAAAUUAUUAAUGAACGUUGGUAAAAGUUUGCAUGACUACCAUGAUUCUAUGUGCAAUAUUAAACAAGGAACUGAUCUUGCUGAGCUUAUCAUAAGGUCGAAACUUAUCAUAUGGGAUGAAGCUCCGAUGAUUCAUAAGCAUUGCAUAGAAGCCGUUGAUAGGACUCUUAGAGAUAUUUUUCGUGUGUGUAGUGAGUCCAGUAUGCACAAACCAUUUGGUGGAAAAACUAUAGUUUUUGGUAGUGAUUUUAGACAAAUUUUACCUAUUGUUCCUAAAGGGAGUCGGCAGAAUAUUGUGAAUGCCACCAUUAACUCAUCAUAUCUCUGGAGUAGUUGUACAAUUUUGAGGUUGACCAGAAACAUGAGACUGUUGAGUGUCGAAAAACCAGAUGAAGCUUUUAAGUUGAAGAAAUUUUCAUCUUGGGUUGCUUCUAUAGGUGAUGGAGUUGUUGGUGGUCCGAAUGAUGGUGGAGUCGUUAUAGAUCUUCCUUCCGACAUUGUUUUGUCUAAUUCUGGAGAUCCUCUUAAAACCAUUGUUGAAAACAUAUACCCUUCCUAUAUGGAUCCAGAAAAGUUGAGCAAUUGUUUGCAUGAUCGUACUAUACUUGCCCCCACGCUUGAUGUUGUUGAUGAGGUUAACCAAUUCAUGAUUUCGAUGGACCAGUCUCAAGGGCGUGUAUAUUUGAGCUCUGAUAGCAUUUCAAAUUCAGAUUCCACUUCGAAAGGUUCUGCUGAGAUUCAUUCUGUUGAAUUUUUGAAUAAUUUGAAAGGUUCGGGUACCCCUAAUCAUGAAUUGAUGUUGAAAGUUGAAACUCCUGUGAUGUUGUUAAGAAACAUAGAUCAUUCUAAUGGCUUGUGUAAUGGCACUAGAUUGAUAAUUACCCGUUUAGGUGAUUAUGUUUUGGAGGCGCGUGUCUUGGGGGUCAUAAUAUUGGUGAUAAGGUUCUGA
This is a messenger RNA of Salvia splendens (bonfire salvia), 2475 nucleotides long. RefSeq lists its product as uncharacterized. The coding region runs from base 1 to 2475 and encodes 824 amino acids. Gene Ontology annotation, biological process: telomere maintenance; DNA repair. Gene Ontology annotation, molecular function: DNA helicase activity. Lineage: Eukaryota; Viridiplantae; Streptophyta; Magnoliopsida; Lamiales; Lamiaceae. The record is from RefSeq and is a predicted model, not a curated record. The transcript has 8 exons.